AUGUCGGCCUUCGAGAGCCUGCUGUACAAAGUGCCAGCAGUGCUGGCCGCCAUGCCGGAGGCGUCGCAGUACGACGUGGCGGCGACGUCGUGGAGCGCGCUGCUCAGCGCGCUGCAGUACUCACCGAUCGUGCUGGAGGUGGGCCGCGGGGCAGGAGGGGUGCUGGAGGGCAUUGCGAAGCGCAUUGAGCGCGGAGCAUCGUCGCCGAUGGCAGCGGGCACGUUGCGCGUGCGGCUCGACGCUGAGCAGCGUCAGCUUGCGGUGGGCGUACCAGCGGACGAGGCUGGCGUGCUGUCGGCGGUGUUGUCGAGGUGUGCGUCGGUGCUGGCGCCGUUCGAGCUGGAUUCAGAGCUGGAUUCCAGCUCAUCAGAUGAUGCGUGGGCGCUGGAGCCGAUCGCGCUGGAUGCUGCGUGGGCGCUGGAUGCGGUCGUGCGGGCGUCGGAGGAGCGCGGCACGCCGCUGCGGCUGCGGGUCGUAGACGGAUGCCGUGGGUACGUCAAUCAAGAGAACAAGGUGGAGAGGCUUGACGCAGUGCUGCAGCGACCGGCCGUGCAGCGGCACCUGCACGAGCUGAGGUGGUUCGACUGGAACAGGGACGACAACCCGUUCGGCGCCAAUGCGCGCUGGGUGUGGGCGCUGGGCAACCUCCAGGUGCUGCACGUGGACACUGGGGCAACCCAUUCGCUGCGCACUGGGGCAGCCGAUGCGCUGCGCAGUGGGGUGCUGGCUCUGGCGGCUGCGAUCCGGGACCGUACAUGCAAACUUCGGGAGCUGAAGGUGUCGGUCGGCGACCGGUUCCUCCUGGAGGACCUGUGCGACGCACUCGGACGCAACAGGACACUAGAGUCUCUCUCGCUGGACGGCUUCUCGCCCACUGGAGUGAUUGACCCCGACUCCAUCUACGCCUACCACGGCGACACAGAUGACAGCGCAAGCGACUCCGGCGACGCCCCAGCUAUCGAAGAGCACCCACUGCAAACUCUGCUGAGAACAACCACGACGCUGCGCAAACUCCACCUCCGCGACUGGCACAACACAAGCAGCUUGUACAACUUCUCCGAGGAUGAGCAGAUUGAGCUGAAAGACGGCUACAGGGAAUUGUUCUCGGCACUUGGCGCGGGGCUUGCAUGCAACACGUCGCUCCAGGAACUCAAGCUCGGGCUCUCGCACUGGGACGACAUUCUUCUAUACGACGAUCCCAGCUGCAUUCGGGGUCUCUUCGACGGGCUGUCGCAGAACACGUCGCUGCGGGUGCUGGACAUUUUGCCCCCAAUUGAAGGGGCGUAUACUCAUAAUCACGAGUUUCCGCCAGACAUGCUCGGUGAGCUAGCAAGGGCACUGAAAACGUGCGGGUUGGAGCAGGUGCGCAUGCAGGUGAACUACCAUGACGGCACGUUUGGGGUUGUUGCUGACAUGCUCGCGUCGACGUCAUGCAUACAAGAGCUGCACCUGUCCUGGAGCGGAGGCGGCCCAGUGCCUGGUGCUGAAAUGAACGACGAUGGAUCCCACAAGCUCGCACGCGCCAUCCGCGAGGGGGCGCUUGGGCGGACUCUGCGUAUGCUGAAGUUGUCCCAUAGUGACGACUUUCCCGGGGAGUCGCUUUUCGAAGCACUGAGUGGGAGCACGACGCUGCAGAGCUUGGAGAUCGACGUACCCGGUGGCGCAGGAGCCCUGACAGUGCAUCUUGGCAGGCUGCUGGAGAGGAGCCAGUCGCUUCGGCGACUCCGUGUCUGGCGUGCCUGCUCGAGUCUUGAGCCACGAAGUGCGGAUUUGAUUGCUGCGGGGUUGUUAAAGAACACGGUCUUGGAGCACCUUGAGCUGCACGACAUCUACACGGAGGGGUGGGCAAUCCCAUUAGCUCAUGCACUGGGGCCGGAGUCGGCACUGCGAUGUCUGCGCAUCGUAGAGCCUUAUCGUGCUUUGGCUCGCUCGGGCCCGUCGAGGACAGAAGCGACGCCACAACAGAAAGAGGAGGCCAUCGGCAUCGCGACCGCCUUCGCUGGAGCGUUCGACCGCGGCGCAGCGCUGCGACUCCUUGACGUGGGCUCGGUGGCUGCGUUCACCGCCGACGCCGGCAAGAUACUGCUCGCGGCAGCAUCGCGGAGGACGAGCCCGGAGGUCUGCGAGAUCCGCGUCAGCAUGAACGCACAAGAAGGGCAGGCGCUGGCGGCGUGGUGCAAGACAGAGGUGGACGCGAGGCGGGUGCGCUUCAAGCCUCGCCUGUCGUCCGGCGCGACUGCAUGA
Messenger RNA from Pedinophyceae sp. YPF-701, 2244 nucleotides. The record is from the annotation of a GenBank genome assembly. Lineage: Eukaryota; Viridiplantae; Chlorophyta; Pedinophyceae.